AUGUCUGAAGCCGCCGUCGACCUAGGCUUGUUCUUCGGGGACGCCUCCUUGGCUCUGGAGAUGCUAAACGACCCUAGUAUACGGGACAGGAUCCCGGAAUUUACGGCGGAGAUCCUGCCAGCACUUUGCUCUGUGGGCCAAGGAUUCCACCCCUUCGGUACAGCGUACGCGGUGUCGUUUGGUCAACAUCCCGAUGAUUCCACCCAGGCUGCUGCGGUGCCUGCCCAUUUCCCCUCCGUAUCAGCUCCUUCUCCGUUUUCGCCUUCUCCGACGCCGUUAAGGGCGUCGUCAGCAUCGAGCUGCAGCCUCACGACAACGGCCUUCCCAUCCCCAUCCUCCUCUCCCGACCCCUUAGCUCACGAGCUAGCAAACCACGGCGGGUACCCCUCCCGUCGAGAGGCUGCACCUAGAUUGAAGCAGAUCUUCCGGCAGUGGCCUUACCUCGUAUACGGUCGAAACCACGCGAAGCCUGGGAAGAAGCGGUGCCGCUUCUGUAAGAGGACCACCUCUCGCAUCCAGGAGCUCAAGCGCCACGAGAUCGGGCACUUCACCGUGUACCUCAAGCGGAAGUACGGCGAUGCCCUCUGGGCUUGUGUGGGGGUUCCCGCAGACUCGCCGGACGCGCACACCGUCCCGGGGGGCGCGCGCGAGUUCAGUUAUCGUGGCUGGGUGAUGAGGGGCGGUUGUGGCAAGCAGUUCUCGCGAAAGGACACGUUCCUGAGCCAUCUGAAGAAAUGCAAUCGCGCAGUCGGAGACGCGAAUGCUCCUAUAUUCUUGGGCAAUUGCAUACCCGAGAUGAGUGUUCCCGAAGACGACAUGGUACAGCCAAUAGUAAGCACCAAGUAUCUGUACCUGUACCUGUCCUAG
This is a messenger RNA of Dichomitus squalens LYAD-421 SS1, 867 nucleotides long. RefSeq lists its product as uncharacterized. The transcript is spliced from 2 exons. The record is from RefSeq and is a predicted model, not a curated record. Bases 1 to 867 code for a protein of 288 amino acids. Lineage: Eukaryota; Fungi; Basidiomycota; Agaricomycetes; Polyporales; Polyporaceae.